AUGGACUACUCUACAGACGCCUUAGCUGGCCCGUCUCCGUGGGGCUCGUCCUCGCCUAAAGCCGGACGGACGCAUCAACAUAAUGCGUCCCAGGACAGCGUCACAGGCCCGCCAGCUGCUCAAUCCGAGCCCACCGAGCCAGAGCAGCAGCAGGCAGUAGGGCAGGAGCAACACGAGCAACAUGAGCAUCCUCAAGGCCAGCCAACAUUUCAACAGAGGCAGGCUGCGGCGCGAUAUCAGAGACAGCAGAGGCCAGUGCCGGCGUACAAGCUGCAGUCUAAGGUCACCGCGCUCGAGCGGACAGGCAGAAAGGAUCCCGUCAUUCGCUUUGAUGUCUAUACGAACCUACCCAAGUUUCGAACGACUCAAUUCCGGGAUGUGCGCCGCACACAUGGCGAAUUCGUGAAGCUGUCAGAGCACCUGAUCUCCUCCAAUCCCGAAGCAUUGGUCCCUGCUGUGCCGCCGGCUGUGACGUCGGCUGGUGCUGGAACAGACGAGGAUGAAGGUAGAGUCAAGAACUCGAUACAGAGGUGGCUCAACAACGUAUGUGGUAAUGAUGUUCUUAUGCGCGACGAAGAGAUGGUCUUCUUUGUCGAAUCAGAUUUCGGCUACAGUCCUGUGGUACGGAUGAAGCAGCCAGCAACAGGAGUGAGGCGGAAAGUCCUGAAGCAGUUUGCACCGCCACCUGACGACACACCUGAACUACACGAAGCAAGACCUCCUGUCAAGGCAUUCUAUCUCGGAGCACUGGAUGCUGGUCAAAAACUGGAGAAAGUCGUGAAGCAUAGACGAGCACUGGGCCUGGCAGAAACAUCACUAGGCGAGAAGCUCACACAAUUACACGUUCAGGAAACCCACGGUGGACUGGCCAACGCGUAUCGCAAAUUGGGCCGAGUUGUACAGACCGUCGGUGACUACCACGCAGCACAAGGCACAGCAGAAGCGACUACGCUCGGUGACCCUCUCGCUUAUCAUGCUGCAGAUGCUUUCAUUGUCAAAGAGUCCUUGACUAACCGGCACAUACUACUUCGAGAACUUCUGCAAGCCGAACAGGCUCGGCGCAGCAAAGAAGCAGCCGUGACACGCCUGAAAAGUAGCACUAGCGUCAAACGGGACAAGGUCGACGAAGCAAUAUCUGCCCUCGACGAAGCCAAAUCUGCUGAGGAGUAUCUGUUGGGCAAGACCCAGCGGGUGACAGGGAAUCUGCUCCUCGAGAAACGCCGCUGGUUCAGAAGGACUUCGGAGGACAUGCUCGACGCCAUCCGUGAGUAUGCGGUCCGGCAGAUUGAGACCGAGAGACGCACACUGGCGACUCUCGAAAGCGUCAGGAUGGACGUGCGCCAAAUCGAUGCUUCCGGCGGCCUUAGUCGCCUAGGCAGAGAAGCAAACCCGCAGAUCCGACGCGUUAGCAUGGCGAGCAGCCAGACGGCCAAAGGCGAUGCAUGGUCUGGAGUCGAGCGGACGAGGACUGGUCUUGCACGGACCUUAUCUGGAUCAUUGGGCGGUCUGCCUGAGCAGGACGAAGAUAGCAAAGCAAACGGCGAUCAUGACGCCGUUGCAGGUACUGGACGACCGCGAGGUGAUAGUAUCAAAGAAGAUGAUGAGGGCGAUGAUCGAGUGGACGCACGCAACGCAGCAAGUCGACUUGCGCAGAGUACGUUCUAG
Molecule: messenger RNA, 1665 nt
Organism: Cyphellophora attinorum
Lineage: Eukaryota; Fungi; Ascomycota; Eurotiomycetes; Chaetothyriales; Cyphellophoraceae
Product: Vacuolar protein sorting-associated protein 17
Exons: 3
Coding region: 1-1665 (554 amino acids)
Biological process (GO): intracellular protein transport; retrograde transport, endosome to Golgi
Cellular component (GO): retromer complex; endosome; retromer, tubulation complex
Molecular function (GO): phosphatidylinositol-3-phosphate binding
Source: RefSeq, a predicted model, not a curated record